AUUUUUUUAAUAAUUAUUAACAGAGACUAAUUUUAAAGAACUAGUUUGAAGUGGAAGAAAGGGCUGAACACAGUUGACUUGACCUUGCUCGAUUCCUUCUAACAGCACUCUUCUUCUCCCUGUCAUAAUUCAUUUGCAAUUCUUGUUGAAACAAUGCAUCUAGAGUUUCAGCUAGAGACUUGGACAAUUUUGGUUGCUAUUGUGUGCAUCUUGGUCUUUGUUCUGAAGGAGAUUGUUAUGGGAGGGAAGAGCUCAAAAGGGAGUGGUAGGAGGUAUGAUUUUGGUGCUUCUUCAUCUUCACGGGAUAAUAACUAUGGUGGAUACCAUCCACAAUCACCAUACCCUUCUUAUCAAACACCUCAGCACCCGCGUGCAUCAGCUCCAUUUUAUGACUAUGCACAGCCAAAAAGGAAGUUGGAUAAGAAGUAUUCCAGGAUAGCUGAUAAUUACCGUUCUUUGGAUGAGGUUACAGCUGCACUUGCAAAUGCUGGGCUGGAAUCUUCUAAUCUCAUUGUUGGCAUUGAUUUCACCAAGAGCAAUGAGUGGACAGGGAAGAGGUCAUUCAAUCGAAAAAGUUUACAUGACAUUAGAAGUGGUCAAAACCCUUAUGAACAAGCAAUUUCUAUUAUCGGGAAAACUUUAUCUGCUUUCGAUGAAGAUAACUUGAUUCCUUGUUUUGGAUUUGGAGAUGCAUCUACACACGAUCAAGAUGUAUUUAGUUUCUAUUCAGAAGAGAGGUUCUGCAAUGGGUUUGAGGAAGUUCUGACACGAUACAGACAAAUUAUUCCUUCCCUAAAACUUGCAGGACCCACUUCGUUUGCCCCUAUUAUUGAAAUGGCUAUGACUAUUGUUGAGCAAAGUGGUGGCCAAUAUCAUGUCUUGCUAAUAAUUGCAGAUGGACAGGUGACUAGAAGCGUUGAUACACAAAAUGGCAACUUAAGUCCGCAAGAGCAGAACACAAUAGAUGCAAUAGUAAAAGCCAGUGAGUAUCCACUGUCAAUAGUUUUGGUGGGAGUUGGAGAUGGACCAUGGGAAAUGAUGAGGGAAUUUGAUGAUAACAUCCCUUCUCGGGCAUUUGACAAUUUUCAGUUUGUGAAUUUUACUGAAAUAAUGACAAGGAAUGUAGAUUCAACCAGAAAAGAGACAGAUUUUGCCCUUUCAGCUUUGAUGGAGAUACCUUCUCAAUACAAGGCAACCCUAGAGCUUGGCAUAUUGGGUUCACGGAGGGGGCAUUCACCAGAUAGGGUUGCUCUACCCCCACCUCUUUAUAGUAGAACCUCUUCCAGCAUCAGCACAAAAUCUACAAGGUCUAACAGUUUUCAGCAGAGGACACCUACACAUACUAGCUAUGAUAGCAGUGUUCACACAGAGACAUCAUCAAGUUCUUUAUAUGAUAAUAAGGUUUGCCCCAUUUGUCUUACCAAUGCAAAGGAUAUGGCCUUUGGUUGUGGGCAUCAGACUUGUUGCGAGUGUGGAGAGGACCUCCAAUUCUGUCCCAUUUGCCGGAGCACAAUCCAUACUAGAAUAAGGCUUUACUAGUUAGCUUUGAUGCAGAAGUCCUGUCAAUGAAAAUUUCGUCAUUUCCAGAAUAAGGGGCUGCAAAAGGAUGUGCAGAGUUGGUCUGGCUCUUUUCACAGAUGGUUUCUUGUCCAUAAAAACUGCAUUUGCAAUUUCCAGGCGAAACUUGUAUUCCCAGUUACACUUAGGAAGAGCUCUUUACAGAAAGAAUUGGCCUUCCCCGUUGUAUAUAUGUAGUUCAUGUGUCUCGGAAGGCGUCAUGUUUUUAAAUGAACUGCUUGCAUUAAAAUUAUUUGUAUUGUUCUAAAGAGCAUUUAUCAUUUUGAUCGAAUCUAGAUUGUCUUUCUACAAAGCAUGAAUCCAUAUAUUUGAUCUUUUCAUGUGGAAGACUGGGAAAUAAAGUCAGCAACUGCGAAAAUUAA
This is a messenger RNA of Glycine soja, 1940 nucleotides long. RefSeq names its product E3 ubiquitin-protein ligase RGLG5. The record is from RefSeq and is a predicted model, not a curated record. The coding region runs from base 154 to 1539 and encodes 461 amino acids. The transcript is spliced from 13 exons. Lineage: Eukaryota; Viridiplantae; Streptophyta; Magnoliopsida; Fabales; Fabaceae.